This is a messenger RNA of Sciurus carolinensis (gray squirrel), 3199 nucleotides long. It is a transcript of the gene Znf582, whose product is annotated as zinc finger protein 582. Gene Ontology annotation, biological process: regulation of cytokine production; regulation of immune system process; negative regulation of transcription by RNA polymerase II. The record is from RefSeq and is a predicted model, not a curated record. The coding region runs from base 840 to 2264 and encodes 474 amino acids. The transcript has 5 exons. Gene Ontology annotation, cellular component: nucleus. Lineage: Eukaryota; Metazoa; Chordata; Mammalia; Rodentia; Sciuridae.
GCCGCUUCCUCCGCGCGCGCCCGGCUCGUGCUGCGUGUGUUUAACCCGGACGACGGCUCGUUGCGAGGGGGUCUCCGAGAGCGUCGAGACCGCCUGGAAGUCGAGGCUGCCCGGGGAGCGCGUCGGGGCGGCGUUGGGCUUCGGCGCAGAGCCUGGCGCGGCGGCCCCGGCGGCGUCCACGGAGGGCCGCGCGGCUGCCGGACCCAGGCGCAGCGGACCGGACCGAGCGUCGUCUCUGCCCGUUGCCUGGGGAUUUCGUCACGUGUGUUUGGGUGGUUGCACGUCUUGUUGCUGGUUUUCUCAUGUUGUGCACGGGAUCCAGUUUCGAAUGUUCCGUCAUUUUGAUAGCUUUGUGCAUCCCAUUUUAUGGCUCUGCCGGCAACGAUUCGGCCACUUGCCCACUUGUGGACCUGACUCCUUAUGCACUAAUUUCGUGUCAUAUUCUUCUGCACACACUGUGUGCAACUUUACACAUGGUUUGUCUCUGUGGAAGGGCACGUUUGUGUGCACUGGGCUUACUCCCUUUAAUGGGUCUGCUACUCCACCCCAUUUGUUGACUCGUGGUAAACCCUGAAGUGGUUUCUGCAAAACCCUCUGCAACAGUGGGCUCGUUGAUUGUGGAAGUUGGGAAAAGGGUUAGCUCCACCAUCUCAGCACACUGCCCUUCCUCAAGAGAGGAACCUGGAGGAGGACCCACCACCUUUUGAAAUUCUAAAAGUCAUGUCCCUCGUGAGUUUUAAAAUCAUGGGUCAGAACUUUUCAGGGAUGUGACCAUAGUCUUCUCCCAAGAAGAAUGGGAAUGGCUGGAGCCUGCUCAGAGGGAUCUGUACAGAGAUGUGAUGUUGGAGACCUACAGCAACCUGGUCUCGCUGGGUCUUGCUGUAUCCAAACCUGAUGUGAUCUCCUUCCUGGAGCAAGGCAGAGAGCCCUGGAUGGAGGAGAGGGUGAUGUCAGGAAGCCUGUGUCCAGUUUUGGAAUCCAGCUAUGAUACCAAAGUGUUAUAUCCAGAGCAGCAUGUUUAUGAAGUCAAAUCGCCCCAGUGGGAGAUAAUGGAAAGACUUGCAAGUUAUGGUCUCAAGUGUUCAGGUUUGCCUGGCAACUGGGAAUGCAAAAGUCAGUUUGACAGACAACUAGGAGAUCCAGACAUGCGCUUCAGUCGAAUGUUAAUUAGUCAUGAAGAGAUACCCACUUUGAACCAGCAGACAUCUCUCAUUUUUUACCAGAAUAUUCAUACUGGAGGAAAGCCAUGUGGAUAUAAUAAGUGUAGAAAUGACUUCUGGCAGGAGGAAUUCCUUAUUAAUCAUCCAGGAAUUCAUUCUAAUGAGAAACCCUAUAAAUGUAAGGAAUGUGGCAAGGCCUUUAAAUACGGCUCACGGCUAAUUCAGCAUGAGAAUAUUCAUUCUGGCAAGAAACCCUAUGAAUGUAAGGAGUGUGGAAAAGCUUUCAAUUCUGGUUCCAAUUUCAUACAGCACCAGAGAGUUCAUACUGGUGAGAAGCCUUAUGAAUGUAGGGACUGUGCGAAGGCCUUCAGUCGGAGCUCACAGCUGAUUGAACAUCAACGGAUUCACACUGGUGAGAAACCCUACCAGUGUAAGGAAUGUGGCAAGGCCUUCAAUCGGAUCUCACAUCUUAAAGUACAUUAUAGGACUCACACUGGGGAAAAGCCUUAUGCUUGUAAGGAGUGUGGGAAGACCUUUAGCCACCGGUCUCAGCUGAUUCAGCACCAGACUGUUCAUACUGGCAAGAAACUCUAUGAAUGUAAGGAGUGUGGGAAAGCCUUUAAUCAGGGAUCAACUCUCAUUCGCCAUCAGAGGACUCACUCGGGUGAAAAGCCCUAUGAAUGCAAGGUGUGUGGGAAGGCCUUCAGAGUGAGUUCCCAGCUUAGGCAGCAUCAGAGAAUCCACACUGGGGAGAAGCCCUACCAGUGCAAGGUGUGUGGUAGGGCCUUCAAACGAGUGUCACACCUCACUGUCCAUCUCAGGACUCACACCGGCGAGAAGCCCUGUGACUGUGAGCAGUGUGGGAGGGCCUUCGGUCACUGCUCACAGCUGAUUCAGCAUCAGGCCUCUCACGCCCAGGGAAAGGCCCGGGAACGCCAGGGAUGGGGCAGGACUGCCACUUGCCAUGCCGCCACGCUGCAGCACUGCAGGCUUCGGAGUGGAGAAGCAGGAGAGCCUGCCAUCGGCACGGACCCCCUGUUGAUCAUCCGGGAGUUUGUGCUGGCAAGCAACCAUGUGAAUGGAAGUAAGGGGAAAGCCCACUAGCUCAGGCCCGUUACAGCUGCCAACGCCCGCACCUCACAGAAGACCUGAGGAGAAGGCAGAGCUUGGCCUUCACCCUGAGUUGUAGGGAGACAUCUGUGCAUACAAAGGAAUGUGUUUAGACUACUGUUAAGUGGGGAAGGUUGGGAAUAUUUAUCUCCAACACAUUCAGAAUCGCGUUUUCUAAUUCUAGCUUACUAAUUUCAACAAGAGCCAAGUUUUAGUUUCCUUGGGGGUGGGUGAGGAACUGGACAAAUUAUUCUUGGAUCACUUCCCAGGAAGUGAACCACGAAGGUACCAAAAGGGGUGGUGAGAAGUCACACACACCAAGAGAGGUGAGGCAGCCUAUGCAGCUCCCAUGCAUUGCAUGCACAGACCCAAGGACCUGUACUCAGACAUGAAGUGUGCUGUUGAAGCCUCCCAAAGACUCAGGACGCCGUGACUUGGCAGGUGGUCAUCUGGUCAUCACAGUUCCAUUUGACCCUAUUUCAGGAAGAGGCUAAGUUUGGGAGAGUCUUGAUUUCCAUGUGGGCAACUUGUUUUGGGUUAAAUUUUGUGACUUCUGUCACAGGCAGAUGUUGGUUGCCUACCCAGCAGCCGUGGCAGCCUGCCUUAUUGUCAGCAUCUGUCUGUUGCCUUAGAAUUUGAAAAUGUCCAGAUUCUAAUUUUCCAUCCUCCUGUGCAGCUCAGAGUAACCAGGAUAUUCCAGUGGUAGUCACUGGGGCUUUGGGGAAGAAGUUAGCUCCUUCAACGUUCACUUCCUGUUGUCAAACAUUUUCCCAUGAGUGUGAGAUGCCUGCAGCUGUCUUAGAACCAAGAGGAGAAAACAAAGGACCUCAGAGAAGCUGCCUCAGAGCCUGGAGACCCCGGGCAGUGCUGGGACUGCCUCUGAUGCCUUCUGUAAGAGAAAUAAACCUUUAGUGCUGGGGUUACUUUUA